AUGACUGAAACCUCGAGGACCAAUGACAAUCUUCGAACUUGGUUACCGUGUAUGAAGAAGAAGGAGUCUACCAAUGCGUAUGGCUGGAGAGCCUUUGCUCGGCCAGGGCAAUACUCUCUUCCAAAACGCGUUCCCAUGGAGAGCCACCUGCCGGGAUCACCUACACAGGCAAGAUGCUCGUCGCCAAAGGACUUUGUACGGGGAGACAUGAAGCCCGCGCCUCUUCGACUCUCUCCCAAGAGCAAAGAAACAGACGAAGCAUCAGGUGUUUCACAACAACAACCAGGUGCAAGCUUCAUCGAGAACGCAACAUCUACCGAUGAGUUCACUACGACUGAACAAUUCAACGACAAAUUGCCUAGACAUCCAACACAGCUGAAAACCCCGCCCUUGGCUGCUGUCGUAUCAAAGUUCGAGAUACUUGACAUAAUGACUGAUCUCGAGACACAAGCUACUGCCAGCCAUGGUGCGUCGAGCGUAGAAGUGCCUCGUUCGCCAGCCGAGAACCGCGCUGUCCGUAAGGAGAUAGGUUUCUCGGUCAAAUCUGGUCCUGCAAAGGAAUCUCCACCUGGGCCAGGCUAUGAAGAAGUGGUGGAGUUACAGUCAAUCCCAAGCCCGAGCCAGAUCUCACCUCGUCGGAGUCCGUCAUGCGAGCCCCAGAACAGCCUACAGACUGGAAUUCGAGCAGCUGUAGAACAAACAACCUACACUUUUGAUCCAUUUACUGGAGAGAGGCGGCCUAACAAAGCUGGAAGGUCAGCUGAUGGAAGACAGAGAAGUCUUGUAGCUGAAAGACGACAACUUUUUGAAGCUCCGAUGGGUAAGUAUGACACCCUAAGUAAUGCUGGUCUGCACGGAAUGCUGAUGGUCUGCGUAGGCGGCGUCAGGACAAACCUACCGGUGCCAACUUUCAGCAACUACGGUAUCACGCCACAGACACAGACACCUUGCUGUACACUUCCCCGGACUAAGACUUGGAAACUGAGGUCGAACGAUAUCGAAGCUCCUGAAGAUAGCCCUCAAGGUAGAGCAGAGCCACCUUUGGACCCAAGGCUUGUCAAUGCCGGUGACCAAACAAAAACGGCAGUGGAAGGAAGUUGGACCCGGAGCAUUUCGAAGAGCCUUGGGUAUAGCUUUGGCCAGAGAAGUCGUCCGACUCGCGAAAAAACGCAAACGGAGCAGAUCACCGUUUUUAGAGGACACAGAGACAGAGGGAAGCUCUUCGGGCUUUGGCCCCGAGCCAUGGAUGCCCUCCAUUCACGGGAUGCUUCGACCUCAAAUCUGGAGCAUGGAAUUGCCCAAGCACCAGACCGGCCAACGGAUCAGGUGGAUCUUGAGAUCUCCCAGUCCAUAAGCAGGGAUAGUACAAGGUCAUCGGUCCCGCAAUCAGAAUACUACGAAUCCAAAGAGAAGCUACAAACAGAACACGCAACUUCCAUGACGGGGUUACUGGAGUCUUCCGGAAAUGCAGCUAUCGUAACAGCGCAAAGCAAAGUGGCGAGUCUGAGAACGCUGUUUGAUGAAAGCGCCAACGAUACUGGUCCAAACAGCGGCUCGCGACUGAGGCGCAGUCACACUGGGCCAGCAAAUAGGUGGUCUGCUAACGGCAACUCACAGAUGGCCUUUCAGCCUGGCCACGGACAACAGUUGCAAUAUGAAGCAUCCACGAAUGGUGCUAUACGUUGUUCCUUCCAAUCAACGGUGGGCGCCCGUAUAUCUAAAGGAUCAACUUCUUCUUCUUUGAAGGAUCGAAUUAAUACUCUGGAAGCCAUCUGCCGGAUGGAUGCGGAGACGAGGCCCUCAGCCAAUAAAACGAUCUUGGUGCCAACAUCGAGAAUCGCUGGGCCUGGGCGCGAGGCAGACGGUUUGAAAACCCACUCCGAGAAUCGAUUCGAAAGCCUGGGGUUCAAGCGUGGUCGCGAAGUCUGGCGGAAGAUUUCCGCAUCAUGGGAGAAAGGCAGGCUAGAAAAGGGCAAGAGAGAUGAAAAUGACCACACAAAGCGCAAUGUGACCAAGUCACCAGAGCCCCCUACUUGGCAAGGGUCCUACCUCACUAUCGCUCGAUCAGAUGACAAACAGCUGGCCAACUGUUCGCCAGAGAAGCCCAAAACCCGACACCCAGCUGCGUCUGCGUCUGCAUCGUCGAGAGACAGGCCCUCCCGAAAGAGCACGUCGGCCAUUCCCCGGGAGUGUCUGAGCACCGGUCAUAGUCUUGACGGCUGUUUAUCAGAACAAAAGAGAGUCCUGCCGCUCAGUACCACUGGUCCAGUCGUCACUUCUACUUGGUGGCAACUUGGAUCAUCAUCCUCGUACGCACCUUGGAGGACGAGGUGGGACGCUCUGUCAGGAGAUGCUCAUGGGACUAGCUGGGCUCGAUGGCGCGCACCACGAGACAGAAGAAUCGUGGCGGCCGGUGCCGAAUGUCGAAUGUACCAUUCUCGGCCAAUGUCUACUGUACAGCUGAGUAAAAUGCGCAAAGCUGCCAAUCGGCAAAGUGAAACAAGCAUCAGUAAUGGUAACUGA
Colletotrichum lupini is the source of this 2523-nucleotide messenger RNA. RefSeq lists its product as uncharacterized. Lineage: Eukaryota; Fungi; Ascomycota; Sordariomycetes; Glomerellales; Glomerellaceae. The record is from RefSeq and is a predicted model, not a curated record. The coding region runs from base 1 to 2523 and encodes 840 amino acids. The transcript is spliced from 3 exons.